Nicotiana tabacum (common tobacco) is the source of this 322-nucleotide messenger RNA. Lineage: Eukaryota; Viridiplantae; Streptophyta; Magnoliopsida; Solanales; Solanaceae. The record is from RefSeq and is a predicted model, not a curated record.
AUGGCUGCAACUACAGGAGAAAUAUUGUCAAGGUCAGAAAUAUCAUUGAGAAGACAAGGUUCAUCAGGUUUAAUAUGGGAUGAUAAAUUAUUAUCAGGGGAACUUAACAAAAUUUCAACUCAUGAUCAUCCUCAAGAACACAAGAAAAAAGAACAAAAAUCUUCAUCAUCGUCAGAACAAAAACCUCGUAUUAGUUAUCGUUCUGCAGAUAACUACAUAGAACCGUCCACUGAUCCUCCAUCUCCUAAGUUAUCUGGUUGUGGUGUUUGUGGCAUAUUUGGUAAGCCUGUUAAAUCCAACAAACCACGUAAAUCUGUUCGAC